This is a messenger RNA of Aspergillus lentulus, 453 nucleotides long. Its product is annotated as 40S ribosomal protein uS11. Gene Ontology annotation, cellular component: ribosome. NCBI's taxonomy places the organism in Eukaryota, Fungi, Ascomycota, Eurotiomycetes, Eurotiales, Aspergillaceae. Gene Ontology annotation, biological process: translation. The record is from RefSeq and is a predicted model, not a curated record. Gene Ontology annotation, molecular function: structural constituent of ribosome.
AUGCCUCCCAAGAAGACCACCACUGCCGCCAAGGAGAACGUCUCUCUCGGUCCUCUGGCCGGAGAUGGCAAGCUCGUUUUCGGCGUUGCCCGUAUCUUCGCCUCUUUCAACGAUACCUUCGUCCACGUUACCGAUCUGAGUGGUCGCGAAACCAUCUGCCGUGUCACCGGUGGUAUGAAGGUCAAGGCUGACCGUGACGAGUCUUCUCCCUACGCUGCCAUGUUGGCUGCUCAGGACGUCGCUGCCCGCUGCAAGGAGCUCGGCAUCAACGCUCUCCACAUCAAGAUCCGUGCCACUGGUGGUAACGGUACCAAGACCCCCGGUCCCGGUGCCCAGUCCGCUCUCCGUGCCCUUGCUCGUUCUGGCAUGAGAAUUGGCAGAAUCGAGGACGUGACCCCCACUCCUUCCGACUCUACUCGUCGCAAGGGUGGUCGCCGUGGUCGUCGUCUGUAG